AUGCAACAACCAACUAUUUUAAGAAUUGCCAUCGUUGGAUCUGGUGGGGUUGGCAAGAGUUCUCUAACUCUCCAGUUUGUGUAUAGUGAGUUUCUUCAGGACUAUGAACCAACAAAAGCCAAUUCGUACAGGAGAAAAAUGACGUUGGAUGGGGUGCCACUACAAUUUGAUAUUCUAGAUACUGCAGGUCAGGAAGAUUAUAGAGGGAUUCGAGAUUAUUUUUUUAAAAUUAGUGAAGGUUUUAUAUUAGUGUUUGCUAUUGACGAUAGCGAAUCCGUUAACUCUUUGGCAACAUUUCGUGAGCAUAUUCUUCGUAUUAAGCAAUCUGACCAAGUACCAAUGUUAAUUGUGGCUAAUAAAUGUGAUCUAAAAGGUUGUGUUCGAAAUAAUUAUAUCAGUCAAGGCAAGCAGUAUGCAGAUGAUUGGCAUCUUGACUUUAUCGAAACUUCAGCAAAAACAUACAGUGAUGCUGAAAGGGUAUUUCUUGAAAUUGGUAAAAAAAUUCGUGAAUCACAUAUGGCCAAUCAGCAUAAACCUGUACAUCUUGAUGAACAUUCUCAGAUUCGUGCUCCAUGA
Messenger RNA from Schistosoma curassoni, 576 nucleotides. Lineage: Eukaryota; Metazoa; Platyhelminthes; Trematoda; Strigeidida; Schistosomatidae. The record is from the annotation of a GenBank genome assembly.